This is a messenger RNA of Nymphaea colorata (pocket water lily), 2809 nucleotides long. Its product is annotated as subtilisin-like protease SBT1.3. The coding region runs from base 365 to 2695 and encodes 776 amino acids. Gene Ontology annotation, biological process: proteolysis. Gene Ontology annotation, molecular function: serine-type endopeptidase activity. The transcript has a single exon. Lineage: Eukaryota; Viridiplantae; Streptophyta; Magnoliopsida; Nymphaeales; Nymphaeaceae. The record is from RefSeq and is a predicted model, not a curated record.
AUCUGCUGCUAUAUGACAUGAAGAAAAAAACGAAACACCUGUUACCUAAGCGAAAUGAACUCACAAAAACUGUGAUCGGCAAACUUAACCCAACACAGGACUCCUGCAACCAUGGUUAAAAAUGAACCAGAACUUGGUGGCACGACCUCACAGUAGGUCCAGUCGUGUUAACUGCAACCCCCACCAAACCCUGCGCAGAAAACAAGAAUUAAAACCCGAAAGUAACCGUGAACAAAGUCGGUGGGGCGCCAAGAGACCGACCACUUUCGCCACGUAGCAACCAACGGGUGCCCCUGCCUUUACUUCAAUAGAUCCAGAGGACCAUAAGAGGCUUUCGUCUCCCUCCGUCUCUGUCUCUCUGUUGAUGGCGAUGGCGAGGUCAUCAACCGGGUGGUUUUGGCUAUGCCUUGCUUGUUGCUGUGCCUUCAGUUCAGUUCUCGCUGACAACACUCCAUGGAAUACCUUUGUUAUCCAUGCAGACAAAUCUAAAUUACCAGAAGACUUCAGCAAUCAUCUUGAUUGGUACUCAGCCACGCUGAGCUCAAUAGUAGAGGAGCCAUAUCUCAAGAACGGCUAUGAGCGGAUUAUCUACAGCUACGAAAAUGUUUUCCAUGGCUUUGCAGCGAAGCUCAGUGAGAGAGAAGCGGAGAAACUUCAAAACCAACGAGGUAUAUUGGCCAUCUUCCCGGAGACGGUCUACCAACUUCACACAACCAGGAGCCCAGAGUUCCUAGGCCUUGAACGAGGGAACGGAGGUGCCGGGGACGUCUGGGCCUCUGUCAAAUCUCGCCGUGAUGUCAUAAUUGGAGUGCUCGACACUGGAAUAUGGCCGGAGAGCCCGAGCUUCAACGACAGCGGCAUGGCCGCAAGGCCAGCUCGCUGGAGGGGCGCCUGCGAGACUGGCCGCGGCUUCAACGUCGGCCACUGCAACAAGAAGAUUGUUGGUGCCCGCAUAUUUUUCAAUGGCUAUGAGGCUGCAACCGGAAGCAUCAACGAGAAGGAAGAGUUCAAGUCGCCAAGGGAUCAAGACGGCCAUGGCACUCAUACCGCUGCGACCGUUGCCGGGGUGCCGGUGAGAGGCGCCAACCUACUCGGCUACGCCUCUGGAACUGCCAAAGGCAUGGCGCCGGGAGCCAGAGUUGCCGUUUACAAGGUAUGUUGGGUUAACGGAUGCUUCAGCUCAGAUAUACUUUCCGCCAUCGACAGGGCGGUUGCGGAUGGCGUUGACGUGCUCUCCAUUUCGCUCGGUGGCAGCGUCUCCGCCUACUACAGGGACAGCCUCUCUGUUGCUGCUUUCGGAGCCAUGGAGAAGGGGGUCUUCGUAUCGUGCUCGGCUGGCAACGGCGGACCAGGACCGGGUAGCCUGACCAAUGUCGCCCCAUGGAUCGCAACCAUAGGCGCCAGCACUAUGGACAGAGAUUUCCCUUCUAUUGUGAAAUUGGGCAACGGCCGGAUAUUCUCCGGCGUCUCCCUCUACAGAGGUCGGCGCGUUCUCUCCUUUGAUAAGCAGUAUCCUGUUGUCUACAUGGGCGACAAUAUCAGUAGCCCGACACCGAGCGCGCUGUGCCUGCCUGGCUCUCUUGAUGCGCAUGCUGUCGCCGGGAAGAUUGUACUCUGCGACAGAGGCAUGAAUCCGAGGGUGGAAAAAGGUGAGGUGGUGAAAGAAGCUGGCGGCAUAGGAAUGAUCCUGUCCAACACUGAAUCGAACGGGGAGGAACUGGUCGCAGACUGUCACCUUCUUCCGGCCACAUCAGUCGGCGAAACCGCUGGAAAUGCCAUCAAGCGAUACUUGCGGACCAGCCCACGUCCUACAGCCACCUUGUCUUUUGAGGGAACCAAGUUGGGGAUCAGGCCAUCUCCUGUUGUUGCCGCAUUCUCGUCCAGAGGUCCCAACUUCGUCACUCCGGAGAUACUCAAACCGGACAUGGUUGCGCCCGGCGUCAACAUCCUCGCCGCCUGGAGCGGACAGGCCGGGCCGACCACUCUGCGCCAGGACCACAGGCGAGUGAAGUACAACAUCCUCUCCGGCACCUCCAUGUCAUGCCCCCAUGUAAGCGGCAUAGCUGCGUUGCUUAAAUCCGUCCACUCGAAAUGGAGUCCGGCAGCCAUUAAAUCUGCUCUAAUGACUACUGCCUAUUCUCAUGACAACACCCACAACCCCAUGAAGGACGCAGCCUCAAACACUUCCUCCACACCCUUCCAACACGGUGCAGGUCAUAUAGAUCCAUCCAAGGCCUUAGAUCCCGGCCUAGUUUAUGACAUAGGCCCCGAAGACUACUUCAAUUUGCUUUGCUCUAUCAAGUUGACGCCUGCUGAGCUCAGAAUCUUCGCCAAGUCAUCGAACCUAUCCUGCAACCAUGGCUGGAACUCUCCCGGAGACCUCAAUUAUCCGGCCAUUUCCGUCGCAUUCCCGGAACGUCCUGCAACCUCAGUCAUUACCGUCAAAAGGACAGUUACCAAUGUGGGCAGUCCUGCUUCCCGAUACCACAUUGCUAUUGCACCAAUCAGAGGUGUAACAAUUACAGUUAAGCCGAGAACCUUGCAAUUCACCAAUAAGUAUCAGAAGCUGUCGUACCAAGUGACCUUCGCCACGGUUGCGCUGCAACCAGAGCCACAAUUUGGUGUGUUGACAUGGACCGAUGGAGUUCACAACGUCAGAAGCCCAGUCGUCGUCACAUGGACUCCUCCAGCUUAGGCUUUUCUUACUGCCGUUUCAAUCAGGUGCAACAAUAUGUAUCCCGCUUCCUUAGACCACCUUGGUGUCUAACUUGCUUCCUUCCAAUGCAUUUCAGUGUUCUUUUGCUGGCUC